This is a messenger RNA of Mandrillus leucophaeus (drill), 1479 nucleotides long. RefSeq names its product transmembrane protein 258. The transcript is spliced from 12 exons. Gene Ontology annotation, cellular component: membrane-bounded organelle; membrane. Gene Ontology annotation, biological process: protein N-linked glycosylation; lipid metabolic process. Bases 3 to 1337 code for a protein of 444 amino acids. Gene Ontology annotation, molecular function: oxidoreductase activity, acting on paired donors, with oxidation of a pair of donors resulting in the reduction of molecular oxygen to two molecules of water. Lineage: Eukaryota; Metazoa; Chordata; Mammalia; Primates; Cercopithecidae. The record is from RefSeq and is a predicted model, not a curated record.
CCAUGGCCCCCGACCCGGUGGCCGCCGAGACCCCGGUUCAGGGACCUACCCCGCGCUACUUCACCUGGGACGAGGUGGCGCAGCGCUCGGGGUGCGAAGAGCGGUGGCUAGUGAUCGACCGUAAGGUGUACGACAUCAGCGAGUUCACCCGCCGGCAUCCAGGGGGCUCCCGGGUCAUCAGCCACUACGCCGGGCAGGAUGCCACGGAUCCCUUUGUGGCCUUCCACAGCAACAAGGGCCUUGUGAAGAAGUAUAUGAACUCUCUCCUGAUUGGAGAACUGUCUCCGGAGCAGCCCAGCUUUGAGCCCACCAAGAAUAAAGAGCUGACUGAUGAGUUCCGGGAGCUGCGGGCCACAGUGGAGCGGAUGGGGCUCAUGAAGGCCAACCAUGUGUUCUUCCUGCUGUACCUGCUGCACAUCUUGCUGCUGGAUGGUGCAGCCUGGCUCACCCUUUGGAUCUUUGGGACAUCCUUUUUGCCCUUCCUUCUCUGUGCCGUGCUGCUCACUGCAGCUCAGAUCCAGGCUGGCUGGCUGCAGCAUGACUUGGGGCACCUGUCGGUCUUCAGCACCUCAAAGUGGAACCAUCUGGUACAUCGUUUUGUGAUUGGCCACCUGAAGGGGGUCCCUGCCAGUUGGUGGAACCACUUGCACUUCCAGCACCAUGCCAAGCCCAACUGCUUCGGCAAAGACCCAGACAUCAACAUGCAUCCCUUCUUCUUUGCCUUGGGGAAGAUCCUGUCUGUAGAGCUUGGGAAACAGAAGAAAAAAUAUAUGCCGUACAACCACCAGCACAAAUACUUCUUCCUGAUUGGGCCCCCAGCCUUGGUGCCUUUCUUCCUCCAGUGGUAUGUUUUCUAUUUUGCUAUCCAGCGAAAGAAGUGGGUGGACUUGGCCUGGAUGAUCACCUUCUACAUCCGCUUACUCCUCACUUAUGUGCCACUAUUGGGACUGAAAGCCUUCCUGGGCCUUUUCUUCAUAGUCAGGUUCCUGGAAAGCAACUGGUUUGUGUGGGUGACACAGAUGAACCAUAUCCCCAUGCACAUUGAUCAUGACCGGAACAUGGACUGGGUUUCCACCCAGCUCCAGGCCACAUGCAAUGUCCACAAGUCUGCCUUCAAUGACUGGUUCAGUGGACACCUCAACUUCCAGAUUGAGCACCAUCUUUUUCCCAUGAUGCCUCGACACAAUUACUACAAAGUGGCUCCCCUGGUGCAGUCCUUGUGUGCCAAGCAUGGCAUAGAGUACCAGUCCAAGCCCCUGCUAUCAGCCUUCGCCGACAUCAUCCACUCACUAAAGGAGUCAGGGCAGCUCUGGCUAGAUGCCUAUCUUCACCAAUAACAACAGCCACCCUGUCCAGUCUGAAAGAAGAGGAGGAAGACUCUGGAGCCAAAGCAGAGGGGAGUUUGAGGGACAAUGCCACUGUAGUUUAAUACUCAGAGGGGGGUGGGUUUGGGGACAUAAAGGCUCUGACUCAAACUCC